Molecule: messenger RNA, 9770 nt
Organism: Xiphophorus couchianus (Monterrey platyfish)
Lineage: Eukaryota; Metazoa; Chordata; Actinopteri; Cyprinodontiformes; Poeciliidae
Gene: igsf9ba
Product: immunoglobulin superfamily, member 9Ba
Exons: 21
Coding region: 332-4720 (1462 amino acids)
Biological process (GO): cell-cell adhesion
Cellular component (GO): neuron projection
Molecular function (GO): protein binding
Source: RefSeq, a predicted model, not a curated record
AGGAGAGAGAGAGAGAGAGAGUAGAGAGAGGAGGAGAGAGGGAGGAAAAGGAAAAGGAAAAAAGAAAAAAAAAACGGCUCCGUGUCUACUACAAACGCGGCGGUGCAGGUGCUCUGUCUCUUCGGGAGAGGAUGCGGAUGGGAGGACGGGGGAGGGAAGAAGAAGAAGAAGAAGAAGGGAUGAAGGCAAAGCAGCGCCGCGGGGAGAGAGACUGAGAGACGUGGAAUGAAAACGGGGCUUGCGCCGAAGAGUCCGAGAGGUGCAAGGUCGAAUAUGAGCAAUUGGUCGAACGGGGCACUUUGCGUGGUAAUAGCUGGUCGGCAAUAGUACUAUGAUUUGGUAUGUGGCCACUCUGAUAGCAAGUGUAUUCAGCACCAGAGGAACGGCCGCUCAAGGUGCCCACGGAGUGAGAGAGGAGCCCCGGUUUGUGACGGCGCGUGCUGGAGAGAGCGUGAUCCUGGGGUGUGACGUGUCCCCUCCCCUGGACGGCCAGCAGCCCCCCUAUGUGGUGGAGUGGUUCAAGUUCGGAGUGCCUAUCCCCUUCUUCAUCAACUUCCGUUUCUACCCUCCUCAUGUGGACCCAGAGUACACUGGCAGAGCUUCUCUGCAUGGGAAGGCCUCCUUGCAGAUCGAGCCGGUGCGCUCCGAGGACCAGGGCUGGUACGAGUGCAGGGUCCUGAUGCUGGAGCAACAGUACGACACCUUCCACAAUGGCAGCUGGGUGCACCUCACGGUCAACGCCCCACCUUCAUUCACAGCGACGCCGCAGCAGUAUGUGGAGACGAAGGAAGGGGGAAGCACCCUGCUCAGCUGCUCUGCCCAGGGAAACCCAAAACCAAUGAUCAGCUGGCUCAGAGAAGGGGAGGAGCUUGCAACCAACUCAAAAUACUCGGUACACGACGGCAGCCUGACCAUUCUCGGCAUCACCAGAGACGACAGAGGGGCGUACACGUGCAGAGCGUACAGCGACCAGGGAGAGGUGCUUCACACCACCCGCCUCUUAGUUCAAGGACCUCCCUACAUCGUCUCGCCACCAGAAAACGUCACCGUAAACAUAUCACAGAACGCACUCUUCACCUGCCAAGCGGAGGCCUACCCUGGCAACCUGACCUACACCUGGUUUUGGGAAGAGGACAACGUCUACUUCAAGAAUGACCUGAAGCUCCGAGUCCGCAUCCUCAUCGACGGCACCCUCAUCAUAUUCCGGGUCAAGCCUGAGGAUGCCGGGAAGUACACCUGCAGUCCGAGCAACAGCCUUGGGAUCUCGCCGUCGGCUUCAGCGUACCUGACUGUUCAGUACCCGGCUCGAGUGAUCAACAUGCCCCCGGUUAUCUACGUCCCACGGAAACUGCCAGGAAUCAUCCGCUGCCCUGUGGACGCCAACCCACCCGUGACAUCAGUGAAGUGGGAGAAAGAUGGCUACCCACUCAGGGUGGAAAAGUAUCCCGGCUGGAGCCUGAUGCCGGAUGGAAGUAUCCGGGUGGCAGAGGCCACAGAAGACUCCCUGGGCACCUACACCUGUGUGCCUUACAACGCCCUGGGUACCAUGGGCAUGUCCCCCCCUGCCACUUUGGUGCUAAAGGAUCCCCCUUACUUUAACGUGAGACCUGGGGGGGAGUACCGUCAGGAGGCUGGGAGAGAGCUAGUAAUCCCUUGUGCUGCUUCUGGAGACCCCGAUAUACCAACCAUCACCUGGAGAAAGGUGGGGAAGCCAAGCAGAAGUAAACACAACAUCCUACCCAGUGGCAGCUUACAGUUUUUGUCUCUCAGCAAGGAGGACCAUGGAGAGUGGGAGUGUGUAGCCACCAAUGUGGUCACAAGCAUCACUGCCAGCACACGUAUUCUAGUCAUCGGUACCAGCCCACACGCUCCAGGCAAUAUCCAUGUGUUGCCCUCUACAACCUCUGCUAAUGUGUCCUGGGAACCAGGCUAUGACGGUGGCUUCGAGCAGACGUUCUCUGUGUGGUAUGGUCCAGUGUCUAAGAGAACAGACUUUGGUCCUCAUGACUGGCAUUCGAUGCCAGUUUCUGGUGCUCAGACCUGGUUGGUGGUGCCAGGGCUGGAGCCUGGGACGGAGUACCAGUUCAGUGUGCUGGCUCAAAACAAACUGGGCACGGGCCCAUUCAGCGAAGUGGUGACAGUCACCACCGCAGGCUCUCCUCUGGGUACCGCUGAACCUCUGGUGCUUCUUACUCCACCACGGUGCCUCACAGCCAAUCGCACGCAGCACGGUGUCCUCCUCACAUGGCUCCCACCAGCCAACCACUCGUCCCCCAUCGACCGAUAUAUCAUGGAGUUCCGCCUUGGGGAGAGGUGGGAAGUUCUCGAUGACUUGAUUCCAUCCACCGAGACCGAGCUGGUAGCGAGAGACCUCGUUCAGGAGUCCUGGUACGAGUUCCGAGUGAUGGCGGUCAUGGACGACCUGAUCAGCGAGAGCAGCAACGUAGUGGGAGUGUCUAGCACAGCAGACCCCUUCCCUGCUGCAGAGUUGCCUGAAGAGGGGCUGGCACGGCCUGUGGUGGCAGGCGUCGUGGCGACCAUCUGUUUUCUGGCAGCGGCGGUGCUGUUCAGCACGUUAGCAGCCUGCUUUGUCAAUAAACAACACCGUCGAAAACUUAAGCGUAAACCAGAUCCUCCCUUGUCAGUGACGCACUUCAGGAAAAGCAUUGAGUCGCCGCCUCCUCUCACCCCCUUGCCAGGGGUAGAGCCCUGCUGGGACGAGCCAGCCAGGAGCAGUUUCUUGCCCCCACCGGCCAGCCCCCUGUUAUCGUCGGGGAAGAUAAGUCCAGAGAGCUCCCCUCCGUCCCGGCCCCGCUCUCUGUCGUCCGAGGGUUCCCACGGCCCGGGCCUGUACGUCAGGAAGCUGCCCAGCCCUCAGAGAGAAAAGGACAAAGAGCUCUCCUUCUACAAGAAAACCAAGCGUGCCAUAGCCAGCAAGAAAUACAGUGUGUCCAAACACGAGGCGGAGGUCACCACGCCUAUAGAGCUGAUAAGCCGAGGCCCUGAUGGCCGCUUUGUCAUGGAAACCAGCCCGCCUCACCGCCGGAUCCAGGGCUUCCCCUUUGCGGAGGAGUCCGACAUGUACCCGGAGUUCCGGCAGUCGGAUGAGGAGAAUGAUUUUGACCCCGGGCCUCUGCCGCCUAUCAUGCCCACGCUGAGGCCCCAGCUGUCCCCAACGUCCUCCAGUCUGGAGUCAACGCAACCCCCCACCUACAGCCCCCGCCUGCACAGGCCCAUGGAAGGUAUGAGCUUUGCAGAGGGCAGUGCACCUUAUGCCUCAGGGCAGGCCCCAGCCUCCCGCUACAGGGGCUUUCCCCAUGGCCCUUUCUAUGGGUAUCUAGGCAGCCGUGCUGAAUCAGGGAUUCCACCACCGUUCUACAUGCCUGACAUCAGCCCGCGUAGCUCCGCUCUGUCCUCACCCCCGGGCACGGCUGAGGGGCCCUUCGGUUACCCCUCCAUCCCGGAGGAGAGUGAAGGAUUGGAACACCAUCAGUACACUGCCUCCGGCCAUUCUCUGUCGCACACUCACAGCCCUCCUCCCCGCUCACCUGAGAGCUGGCAGGCUCACGAGUUACCCUUCCUGGGCCUAGAGGGCCCACGGUUCAUAUACCCACCUCACCAUCCCUUACAUCACCACCAGAACCUCCCCGACCCACCCCCAUACCCUCCUCAUACUCUCCCCCCCAGCCGCCUGCACCUUCCAUCCCUGAAGGAUCCGACGAGCCCCGGACUUCUGCAGCUGGAGGUCCCUUUGGGUCCACCAGGCAGAGACAGGCCCCCAGGGCCUCCAGUUAGGCGUUUAGCUAUGCAACAGGCCCAGAGUCUCGGCCAGCUCAGACACACAGCCCACGGUGUGGGUGUACCAGUGUUGCCUUACCCUGACCCGGCAGCCCGCGCAGGGAGCCCAAGCACAGCCCCCAGUAGUAGCCCUCAGUCCUGGCUCAGCCCAAGGGCGGGGCGCCGGGCAGACCCCAGCCUACCCCCGCUAGUGCUCCAACCCUCCCGUCUGUCUCCACUCUCCCAGAGCCCUCUUAGCACCCAGCCAGGUUCCCCAGAUAUCCUAGUGAGGCCCCCCCCGCGCCCCAGCAUCCUCCGCACCUCUCGGUCUCUGGAGAUGCCCGAGAUCACCCUGCAGCCCUCGGCCACAGUUAGCUUCUCGCGGAGGUCCUCCCUGACCGCUUCGCCCACUCAGAGCCAGGGCGCCAAGCAACCCAGCCCCGGUUACCCCAUGUCCUAUGCCUCCACCGCUGCCAGUUACCCCUCCCAGUCCCCCUCACCUCCUCCAGAGGGCAGGGAUGUUUUUGGGCAGAGGCCAUCCCAGAGACGGACAGAGGAGGAGAUGCUACCCUCAGAGCCCUCCCAGCUCCAGAUCUCAGCCUCAGGGGAACCUCUAGGUGCGUCUAGUGAUACUGCCGGGUCUGAGAGCUUACCAGCACUGCUACACCACUGUAUAGCUAAAGCCAAGGGAGUGGCUGCCAAUAAUAAUAACAACGCAACAUCUGUGAGGAGAACAGGUGUGUCUCCCUCUCAGACCCCGCAGCAAUCUCAGACACCCCAAGAGGGAGAAGACUUCAACCUUCGCAAAAAGAGUAAAAAGCAAAACAAGAGCCCUUACCGCUACUUGACCUCCUUCCUGCAGCGUAGGCCGUCUGAGGAGGACCAGACAGGCAUCCUGGCCAGUGCAGACUCUGAGGGCCCGAAUUAUGGAACUCUACGCUGACCCGUGUGCCCCACCAAGCCAUUGGACCCAAUUAAGCUGGCCCCUCAUGGAAGCAAAGUCCAAAACACCUCAGUUCUCCGCCCACCUCCCCCCCUGCGCAUCAACAGCGACAAACAAAGGUUUCAUACAAUCCGUACAACUUGAUGUGUCUGAGGAGCCGCGAACUGGAUCCUCCAGAGGCUGGAAGCCUCAUCUGAAGACAAGAACAAUGACGAUUUUUUUUUUGUUUAUUUGUUCUUUUCUGAGGAAUUUCACUUGAAAAUGCUCUGAGAAAUAUAUAAUGUAUAUAACUAGUAAAACAAGGGAAUUAAGCUUCCUCUUACAGUAAUAAAGUGUGUUGGUUGAGUAUGACACAACACUUAAAAAAAAAAAAAAAGAUUUUUCCACUCACUUAUCAUUGAGGGUUCAUACCUUUUAGGUUUUUCAGUGAAACAGUGUACUGUUAAAGCCUGGUGCGUCCUUGUACAGGGACAUGAGUCUACCUUUCCUACAAUACAACUAGUGUCAGUCUUUAAACACAGGGUUCUUACCGCAAAAUAUACCUCAGAGUAAACGCAGAGUUGCUGUAAUUCUUGUGGUAUACUGUACGUACUUGACCUUUUUACACUCUAAAGGUACGGACAAAAAGGUUUAUAACGCUCACCCCUCAUUCAAAUGGAUAAUAUGGCCUAGCUUAAUCUUAUUUGGAUGCUUUCCGUUACUGCAGCUAGCGCAUCGCGUCUGCUUUUGGGGGUUUCUGAGUGGAGAGGAGUGUUGCGCUCUGUGUCGUCACGCCCGUUGCUAGGGCACGGUGUUAUGACUAAAGACCAUAGCCUUCGUGAGACCUCGUGGAAAAUUUCGGGGGACUUUCAUGCUCAGCAGAGGUUGGACUUAAGGAGCGACGAAACAAAAGUAUGAAGUGUCUGUAUGUAUCUCAUUCUUAAAGAAUCAUUUGUGAAAUUGGGCACAUUUUGAGGUGCCUUUACUUUGCCUUUUGUUGUUUUUUUUUUUGUUUUCUCUAACAUAAACUGCCUUUUUUUUCCCGUCGCCUUCUCAUGCUUGUCACUCUGAGGAAGUGAGAACUCCAAUAAUGUCUGGGUUUUCUUUAUAUUGCUUUUUGUCUGCCAAGGACACAUGAAAGAGAGAGUGCGUAAGUCUAAUUUAGCUUGUUUUAACAAUAGUACCAGGAGACUUUUGUUUUCAAAAAAAAAAUAUAUAUAUAUACAUUAUAUAAAAAUUGCGGGGGCAAGAAAUCCCAAGUAAGCUGCACAGUGAAGAUGUAAAAGUUUGACAUCAGCUGUUAGAGUGGAAUGUUGUUGCUUCACGAAGCUGUAAAACAAGCAAUGGGGAAUCUCCAAACAAAAUGGCCACCCUGACUGUUUAUCUCUUACAAACUGUAUAUUAAUUGCUAGCUACUUCUCUAUACGUUUGCUGAUUUUUUUAAAAUUAUUAUUAUUACUUUUUUUGACACUAACCGAUAAUGAAUGUAUGUUUUGCUGUACAGGAAAUGAAUGUCCCUUUGUCACGGUGCAUUGAAUGACCCCUCGAAAUGCUUACGAAGCGCAGCUGAGACGACCAGACGGCAAAAAUAGGUCCAAACUCCAGUGUUCAACGGUCCACGCGCGUUCUGCCGGUUACCGCAUUCUUUGACGAUAUUAUCGUCUUUUCUCUUUCCGAUUGUUUCGCUAAGGCUCGUUCAGUCACGCAAAUAGCAUCAAGCAGGGGGUUUUGGGGGGUUUUUUCCCGCUAAAUUUCAGCAAAUUGGAACGUCUUGCUAUAUCCGAGGCUAAUCCACGUGAAUGAUUCUCUAAAUCUAUUUGGACGAGCGAGAAAGCGGCGAUUGCUUGAAAGCGAGCGACAAACAAAAUAAUUGGUUUCAUGUAAGAUGCAAGGAAAUAAUCUAUAUUUGUUAUGUACUGUACAUGGUGUGUAUUGUAUUUGUAAAGAGAAACCCAACCAUGUUUUACAGGAAGACUUUCUUGUACAGGGAUGUAUGAAUAGAAAAAAAAAAAGAAAAAAAUGGGACGGAUAUCCCAAGUUAAAAGAAGUUAGAUUAUAUAUCAAAGUAUUUGCUUACGAUACGGCUUUAAGUGGAUGUUUUAAAAACAUUUUAAGGUGCCUAAUUUGUCAUACUUUAGCAGACGUUAUUUUAUCUGAGAAGAAAAGUACACUUAAUGUUAGUACCGGACGCUUUAGAAGCAGAAAUGUGUUGCCCUCUAUUAUAUUUCUGAAACAAAGUAAUAAUGUAUUUUGCCCAUUCAUGAGCACACAUGUAGAUUCACGACGGUUUUCUUCGCCUUCACGUGUCCGAAGCAAAUAAACCUGAAGGAAACUUUUAGAUUUUUAUUUUUUUUUUACUUUUACCCCUUUUGUUUGGUUUCCUAAAAGCAACGGACAUGCUGUAGACAUGUACAAAACGUGCUGUGGAGGAAAUAGUGUUUACAUUAGUUUGAUGAAAUUAAAGUGUGUUAGGGCAUAGUUGCUUUGAACAUUACGACUUGGUGCUAUGUUUAACUUUGUGGUGCUGUAGAAUAGAGGUCUGAAGAUUUGUUUCCGUUUCCGGAAGGAACUUUUUCUCCGCCCCCUACAUGUGUGUGUGUGUGUGUGCGCGCGCGUGCGUGUGAGCAGCUAAACUAGCUCUGGUAGACAUUGUCCUAAUCAUAACAGUGUGACUACAGUGAUAGACAAUACUGGAUAAAAGUAGACGUAUACCUUGAUUAAUAGAGACCUGUGACAUUCAAUGAACUCAAAAAUGACCUGUUUUCUAUAAUGUGUUUUUUGCUAUGUUUGUCUGUGCUUCCAAGAUACCCUCUUUAAAAUAUAUUUGUGGUGAUAUUGAAAUUAUUAACCCAGCCUAAGCGGGAGAAACGUAGCCUGACUUAGAUUAGCAACUAGUCACGGGACACAUGGAAGAGAAUCGGAGUGCGCUGUCAGGUCGGGGGGGGGGGUCUUUUCUGCAAACUUCCUGUACAGUGCUGUGAAAAAGUAUUUGCCUCGUUUAAAGAUUUCAUCUAUUUGUGCUUUUGUUUUGCUUGGAAGUGGUUUAAGCCACAAAGGUAAAUGUAAUAUCGGUCAAGUGGAACCUGAGUAAAUGCAAAAUGCAUUUUUCAAGUGGGUGAUGGGGGGAAGGUAUCCGUAAAAUCUGUCCUUAUGUGGAAGAAAUAAUCCACCCUUCCUGAAUCACGAAUUGACACAUCUUUUGACAGCUGAGCUGAGCAGAUUAUUGCCAUAUCUGUAAAAUCAGGAAUUCACAUAAGCAGGACUUUUUUUUUUACAACAUAAAAGUUUGAUAAAAUAUCUCGAAAUUCAAGAAAUCAAAAAGCAAAAACUCAUCAGGAAGAGGCGAAAAGCAAAGUCAAUGCAAUCUAUCAGUGGCGUAAAACUAAUUCUUUAGCAAAGAAUUUCCAAUCGGUAGUUUGUAACCUUGCUCAACAAAGAAGAAAAAGACAAGCUUGGAGUCGUCUAGUUUGAACCUAAAAUGUGAUUAAAAUGUUGUGGCUAGAUUUUAUUAAGACCUUUCACUCUUGGGAACUAUAAUUAGUGUGACUAAUUCAAACAAUUCUGUAAAGAAAAAUGGUUCAAAAUUCCUUCACAUUGAUGCAAAAGUCUAAUUGCCCGUCAUCACAAUGAAUGCCUAAUUGUUGCCCACAAUGUUGGCACAACCAGCAGUUGAGUUUACGGGCAAUUUUAUUUUUCACAUGGGUUAAUUUGCAUAUCUUUUUGUACCUUAAUAAAUAAAAUCAUCAUUUCAAUCUGCAUUUUUUUUCUAAAGUAUGACCAAAACAAAUAUCAAAAACUUUAAAUCUGUAAGAGGGGGAAAUGCUUUUCCACAGCAAUGUAGGUCUAUGGUCAACAGCACCUGUUUUUUCAAGCACACUUCUACUACUACUACUACUGAGGACGCAAACGUCUCACCUCAUCCCACCAUCGACUUUUUUAAACGAACAACUCCUAUUAGUACUGUACAGUUUAGCCAUGAGUCGUUGCAUUUAUUCUCUUGUCAGAAAAGCUCACACAUCCCCACCACUGCUGUUUUUUUAUUUUUUAUUUUUUUACAAACAGACGCUGUCUUCCGGGCUCGUCAUUUGUUUCUUCGCAAAAUCCAACGGGAACGUGUACAGCGUUUAAGAGGGCUGCUUUGGACGUACUGUUAGCGACUUUUUCUGUUCCGUUUCUCUGUUAUUUUUGGGGGGGGUUCUGCUUAUGGCUCUUAGUGCAUCACUAGCUGCUGGUAGGAUGAUACGUGAAAGAUUUGACUUUCUUUUUAUUUUCUUUCUUUUUUUAAAAUUGUAUUAAUCUUGCAUGUAGAGACAAUUACAAAAAUGCCUAUUUAGCAAUCAUUCAUGGCCAUGUGAGCUGGUUUGUUAUUGGACGGAAGCUAGAAAAGUACGUAGUAUUUUCUAUAUUCUCUUUAUCUCUUUUGUUCGUUUGUUUCCGUUUGUUCUUCAUGUGUACCAGCACUGAGAAGCUAGAAUGUAUAAUUAAUCGUAGGCUACUAUAAGCACUACAUUGUUGACUGUUUUAGCUCAUAUUCAAGCAAACCCAGUAGUGCUUAAAAGAAGUGAGAAAUCCCCGUGUUUCGUUUCACUUUCAUCCACCGAACUCUGUGCUGUACAUCACAUGUUUACAUUCUGUAUUUUACAUGUUUUCAUUGUUCUUGUUUUGGUUUUGAUCAUGAUGUCCAUAUGUAAAUAUUCAGAGUUAAAACUUUUUCCACUCUUCUCUUUUUUAAAGACGAUAACACUGAUUGUUUCUUUAAUUUUUAUUUUUAUUUUUAGAAAUGCCAUUUUAUUCUGUCACCGCAUCAGGUUUUUUGAUGCUUUACUUAACUUUUUUUUUUUUUUUGUGAGCAAUUAACUCAUACUGUAUGGUGCUGUACCAAAGCCUUAUGUAUAAUAUCUGUACUAUUUUUUUUUUUUUUUCACCACUGCUAUCCAGUGACUCGUCUUGAGAUCAUGUCUUGGUCACUACUCAUGUUCAACUGCCAUGAAUUUUCUUUUCAUUUUUCUCUCUCUCUUCUCUUCGAGUAAGCAGAAACCUGAACAAACUAAAAUGUAAAAAAAAAAAAAAA